Molecule: messenger RNA, 1098 nt
Organism: Macrobrachium nipponense
Lineage: Eukaryota; Metazoa; Arthropoda; Malacostraca; Decapoda; Palaemonidae
Exons: 4
Coding region: 658-1098 (146 amino acids)
Source: RefSeq, a predicted model, not a curated record
GAAAGAGCCAGGAGAGGCCGGUCGCUAGGGCCAACCAACGCUCGGCUGCCAGUUUGGUUGCAUGAGUGGUUGGGAUUAGGCUCGAUUCAAGGCUCGAUUCAGAGCGCCUUUUGUCUGUGGUGUCUCUGAUUCUUAAGACCUACGUUGACUGCCAUUAAGACAACAUUCGCACCAUGGAAGCAGGGACGUAUAAAGCAACCAGGCGAUAAAAAAUUGAAGGGAUUUAAGAUGUCUUUACCUUCUUACCGUGAGAAAAUCGACAGAAUAACAUUCAAUCCGAAAAUUUUACUAAGUCAUUAAGAGACUAAGAUUUUCCGUUGGUUUUACAGUCGAAAGGAAUCACGCGAAACACAGUGACGGAAGGCUUUUCUAUAAAGAUCAAACUGUGGUUUAGCAUCUGCGGUAUCAGGAUAAUCAACCAAAGAAUUACAGGAUAUUCCCCGAACUCCCAAACGACUAUGGCCUUCAAGGAUCACUGCCAGACUUACGAGACCACCCACUCCUUCAACCUACCUUACUGACGCACUGGGAGACCGUCGUCCCUCGGGCUCCCGUCGAAGGGCGCCCACAUCGGUCCUGACUUACUGAUGCCUUUGCCGCGCCGCAAAGGCUGCUGCGGCAAAGGCAGCGUAGGAGCAGGUAUCGUCCCGAGCGACCAUGGAACGACAGCCGACUCAGAUCAUACUAUCGCCCGCUGGCAUGAACAGCGACAGGCGAUACUCCAAGAGUAAGAACCCGACGACACCGGCCCUUAUCGCUCGGCCCAAAGGCACCAAGAGGACAAGUGGGAGCAGCGGGGGGAACGGCGGAGGAGUUAAGGGAGAGGAUUUGCAAAUAGCUGAAAGACUCAAAGCAAUCCAGGAGAGGCGAGAGCGCCUGCAAGCCAAAAUCGAACUAGGAAGGCUGCCCCCAAUUCCGCCGUCGAAAAACGCUUCCGCUGGAAGCCAGAAAACUCUAGACGCCAACUCCCUCUCGCCCAACUGGAGAGCCAAGGAGAGCAGGCAGUCCAAAAUAGGUACCCCUCCCCAGAUCUCCAUUUCGCAGCCCGAAAACCACAAGAUUAAGAUUCCCUUGGUUCGUCUAUCGCCGCUGCCGUGA